AUGGGCAUCGCUUCAGCAGGCACCGAGCAGACUGGCACCGCUGUCCAGUGCAGGAGCAGCAGCCUGGAAAAUGUUCUCAUCAAAGACGAGCACCUCCAGCUGUGUCAGUUCCUGUGGGUUUUGAGGGCCCUACCUGGAAGACUGGAAAGCCAGGAAGCAGAAAAAGAGGCCAUCCGCGUGCAGAAGGGAGCGACAUCAAAACGGAAGGGAAACGGCGAAGGAAGUGCCCGUGGGAGGAGAAGGAAGAAGCCCAUCCUGCAGGCGGCUCUCUAUGGGAGCAGUAGAGGAACAGUGGCAGUGAAGAGCUCCACGGGGACGGGCAGCCUUCCCGUGCAGCUGGCAGCCAGAAAUAGAGCUCCAUCGCAUCCCGUGGGGAGCUGCAAGAUGCAGAGCUUGCGGCCAGCAGUCUUGAAGACGCUGACUAAGCUUACCAUCAAGGCCACAGCUUACCAUCAGCCCCAACAGCUGGAGCUGCGUGUGGUGAAAAUGGAGUCCCACUCUGCAAGCUGGGGUCCGGUACCACCUGCAGGAUCUGGCCUAGAAAGCAGCUACUGCUUCAUUACGGAUGGAAUCGCUCCGCCACAAAGGAUGCUUUUCCCACCCGAGAAGAUUUCUGUGGCUUGGCGGCAAAGGCAAAGUGUUGGAGCUGGACUCCACAACCUGGGCAACACGUGUUUCCUCAACUCUGUUCUGCAGUGUUUGACCUACACUCCCCCUCUGGCCAAUUACAUGCUUUCCGGGGAACACAGCCAGUCGUGUCGUGCGCAAGGCUUCUGCAUGCUGUGCACAAUGGAGACGCACGUUAACCAGGUCCUGUUCUGCUCUGCCAGUGCCAUCGAGCCUACGGCUGUCUUCAGUGACCUUAGACGGAUAGGGGAGCACUUCUGUUUUGGCAGACAGGAAGAUGCUCAUGAAUUCUUACGUUACACCGUGGCUGCUAUGCAGACAGCUUGUUUGAGCGGAAGCACCGACUUGGACAGCUCGUCGCAAGCCACCACGGUCAUUCACCAAAUAUUUGGAGGGUUUCUACGAUCCAGAGUGACGUGCUUGAGCUGCCAAGCAGUUUCGGACUCCUAUGAGGCGUUCCUUGAUAUCCCUUUGGAGAUAACGGCAGCCUCCUCGGUCUCUGGAGCGCUGGAAGAAUUUGUGAGACCUGAACUGCUGGAUGGUGAGAAUUGCUACAAAUGCAGCAAGUGUGAGAAGACGGUUGCUGCGUCCAAGAGGUUUACAAUUCAUCGCUCUUCCAACGUUCUCACCAUAGCCCUGAAAAGAUUUGCCGAUUUCACUGGUGGGAAGAUUAGCAAGGACGUGAACUAUCCAGAGUAUUUGGACCUUCGAGCGUACAUGUCUGAGUCAGCUGGAGAGCCAGUCCGCUACGCCUUGUACGCCGUGCUGGUGCACAGAGGUGCCAGCGGUCGUGCAGGGCACUAUUUCUGCUUCGUCAAGGCCAGUAAUGGACUGUGGUAUGAGAUGAAUGAUGCCUCGGUAGUCCUUUGCGACAUCAACACCGUUCUCAGUCAGCAGGCGUAUUCACUUUUUUAUAUCAGGUGCUCUCGGGAGCUGUCCAACGCCAGCAAGGAGAAAUUGAGGCCGGAGGUGGUGUAA
Molecule: messenger RNA, 1605 nt
Organism: Rhea pennata
Lineage: Eukaryota; Metazoa; Chordata; Aves; Rheiformes; Rheidae
Product: ubiquitin carboxyl-terminal hydrolase 42-like
Exons: 14
Coding region: 1-1605 (534 amino acids)
Biological process (GO): regulation of apoptotic process; protein deubiquitination
Cellular component (GO): cytosol; nucleus
Molecular function (GO): cysteine-type deubiquitinase activity
Source: RefSeq, a predicted model, not a curated record